Messenger RNA from Osmia lignaria (orchard mason bee), 3188 nucleotides. RefSeq lists its product as uncharacterized. Gene Ontology annotation, molecular function: DNA-binding transcription factor activity, RNA polymerase II-specific; sequence-specific DNA binding. Lineage: Eukaryota; Metazoa; Arthropoda; Insecta; Hymenoptera; Megachilidae. The record is from RefSeq and is a predicted model, not a curated record. Gene Ontology annotation, biological process: regulation of transcription by RNA polymerase II. Gene Ontology annotation, cellular component: nucleus.
CUGAAUUUCCAUUUAAAUGAUUAUUUUUAGCUGUACUGAUUAUGUCAACAGAAAUACACAUAUUUAUGGGAAUGAGUUAAAAAAAAAUUGUUUGAAAGCUAGGACUUUACAUACAAUAAGUAUAAUGCGCGUAACACGUAAUAUAUAUGUAAGGUUAUGUUUCUAUAUGUGUUACAGCAUAAGUGCUAUGUGUAUCUAAUAUUAAUUAUGUACGUAAAUUGGGAGAUGGAAGCUUGUGUUAAAUCCGAUAGUUUUAUAUAUUCUUUUUUUCAUUAUGUGAUAUGUACAAAUCAGGAAGCUAGUGGUUAUUAAGAAUAUCUCUUAAAACAGGAUAUUCGUUCUACAAUUAUCAUUAAUAAUUAUGUUAUUUAGGUUAUUAUGUUAUGAAACUUAAAAAUUGUUAAAAGGUUGUGUGUUUUUGGUACUGAAUGCAACUGUAAAUACAAUCAAUCAUAUUAUGCAUUGAUUUCCAAUAAAUUAUCCAAAAACAGUAUAUAUCCAGCUACAGUUUGCUAUUGAUAAAAUCUGUAACUUGUGAGUUGUGAGCAUUACAACGAGCAUAACCUUAAAAGUUUUAUUCGCUUAACAUGUGUAUCCUAUAUAAUUGAAGAAGGGUGAUAUCGGUUAACAAAAAGUAUAACAUAAAAAAAUGUCAUUUGAGACCAGUGGAGAUAUUUAUAAGAAAAUGGUUUCCGAAGAGAUCGUACAAAAAUCAUGUACAAUAGAUGAAAGCUCAACAGAGUUUAUGGUUUUAACUAAAUGUGAAAAUAUGGAAGAAACAGUGGUUGUUGAAGAAGAGAUAAUUAUAGAUGAACAAGCAGAUGUGAAACAACAGAUUUUAGAAGAAGAUCUUUGUGAAUCAAAAGAACAAUCUUCUGAAUACUUGAAAGAAGGUAUAGAUACAACAAUGCAGGCCGAGUACACAGAUGAUUCAAUAUCAUUAUCUAUGGACAAUUUAGCUAAGCAAAAGUGGUUUACCAAUAAUACGCAUAAACAAGAUCUAUUGCUAUUAGAAUCGGAAGAAAGCGAAUCUGAAGUAAGUAAUAAAGCAACAAACGACAACGAUGAUCAAGAUGGAGACGAAGAAACAAUAGCUACAUUUGUAACCGCCGCUGGUCAGCAGCUAGCAUUAUAUGCGGUUGAAGAUUCGGAUGAAAUCUUUGCAGUAGCAGUCUACGACGGAUCGGGUGAACCUCCGACGAACUUCCAGUUUCUUAUGAAAGCAGAUGUCGAAAGACUAAUAGGUGAAGGUGCAGUUAGAACUGUAAAAAAACCGACACAAAUAAAAAAACAAUUGUUAACUACUCAACCACCAAUAUUUUUUUCUAAAAGCGAAUCAACAAAUAACAUAGCACUGUAUAAUGAAGAUAAAAAUAUUACAUAUAGAAAUGGUAGAUUACAGGAGAAAGAACGUAUGACGGAAGAAAAUUCUACUGUAAUAGAAGGUUCUGAUUUGAACUUGAAUAUGAAACAGGUUCCUAACAUUAUAUAUGCAGCUCAUGAUAAACAGUCAGAUGUUACAUAUGUAAUGAUGAAUGAUUCUUCCAUAAAUAUGGAUACUUCCGAAGAAUAUCAAGAAAAUGAUGAAAGUGAUAAUGAAAUUAUAGAACAAUCAACUGUGCAGUAUAUUUUAUUUGGAAACGAUCAAUCUGAUUCCGAAUUAACGUUUGAUGAAAUUCACGAAACUCUGCAGAAUUUGAAAUCAGCUGAAUUAAAAUCAUCAAAGAAACAAGUGAACAAAAAAGCCGUUAGAACACAAAAUAAUCAUGAAAAUACUAAAGAAACCGACUAUGAAUCUUCAAGACAUAAAAAUUCCAGUUUGUCUAAGCACAUUUCCAGUACUUUAACAGAGAGGAAGUUAAAUUUAAUGGAUAAUAAACAAGAACUUUUAGAAACGUUUACAAAUUCAGAGACGAAUAUGAUGUCAAAUAGUACAAAUUUAGAUAUAUCUAAUGGUUCCACUGAAUGUAUGUCACCUGAAUCAUCCCAAAUUCAGUGUAAAGCUAAAAGAUCUCGAAAACAGCAGUUAGUUUCUGUAAAUCGUGAAGAUUCGGAAAUUAUAAUCCAACCGGCAUCUUUGUUAAGUGAAGAAGACAAUAAUGUUAGAAAAAGGGGGAAACGAAAAAAGAGAGUGGUAGGUCAUUCUGGGCAUCGGCAAAAAAAUAAUGAAGCGAAAAGAAUGAAAAGAAUCAAACACAAAGAAGUAGAAGUUAUUGAAAUCGAUAUCGACGAAGAGGAAAAUAUGUUGCAAUCAAAAAGAGAUGUUGUUGAAAUAACUAUAGAUGAUAGUAAAGAUAAAUAUUCUAGCGAUAAAGAAAACGAGAUUAUAAUGGUUGGGGAUUCUGAUGACGAAUUACAACAAUCAAAUUCAAAAGCAAUUUUACUGCAAUGCCAACAUUGUUCAAGAAAUUUCAGGCAACAAAGAGCAUUGGAAACUCAUUUGAGAGUUUGCUCAAAAUCACCGUCAAACGCAAUUCGGUUUAGCGAACAGAAGCUACAUGCAAAUGGAACGCAUGAAGAUACGAUUAAGAAACAAUACGCCUGUAAAAUAUGUCAGCAGAAAUUCGAUGUGGUAGUAGCAUUAGCGCGUCACGUACGUUCAGAACAUUCUCAACGGAAAAAACGUAGAUUCAGUAAAUUAUUGGUAGAAUCACCAUCCAUAGAAGUUGAAGAGAAAGAAGAGUAUGUAGAACCAAAAAAAAAACAGUUGACUAUGAUUAAAAAGAUAAAAAGAAAAAGAAGUCAGCGACCUAAUUGUACCUGGGAAGUAAAGAAAUUAAAUUGUUCCGAUUGUGGUAGAUGGUUUCCAAGCAUUGCGUUAUUAAGAGCUCAUUGUUUGCAGCAUGGAACAAAAAAAUCUGAUCAACAGAUACGUAGAUGUCAAGUGUGUAAGAAAUUAAUACGAUCUAGAUUGCUGUUUAUACAGCACUUAAAAAAACAUAGACAUUUACAAAAGAAUAUAAAAUCGGUAGCAAAUAUACAAAAAAAAUUACACACUACCAGGUCAAUGACAGGUAAAAUUACGACACUCAGAAAACGAGGACGACCACGAAAACUUUGAUUCCUUUAGAUAUCGGCACAUAGAAUUUCAAAUAAUCAAUUAUAUGUGGCGAAUGUUGUUAUUAUUUCUUUUAAUGUGAGAUAUGUAUAAUAUGAUGUUCAUACUUCCAAUAAAGAUUGGAAAUAUU